AUGCGGCUGCUAGUCCUUCUCCACUUUCUAUUACUCUCCUACCUAGGUGGAGCGCACAGCAAGCACGUCUUCGCAAACCGCCGAGACCAGAAAGGCGUUCACAUCGAGAACGUGAACGUCCCUGGAAGCAUCUGUGGAAAUGCCGAAUCAUAUGCUGGCUACGCUCGCUUCCCCCCAAAUACCAUGAAGGAGGUUAAGCAUGACUAUCCGAUUAACACAUUCUUCUGGUAUUUCAAGGCGCAAAACAAACCAGAAUCUGCGCCUCUGGUCAUCUGGAUGAAUGGUGGGCCUGGUGCAUCGUCUAUGGUUGGACUCUUUACGGAGAACGGCCCGUGCUACGUCAAUCCAAACCUCACGACGAGAGAGAACCGUUGGUCUUGGAACAAGGACUACAACGUUCUGUACCUUGAUCAGCCGGUGCAAACUGGUUUCAGCUACGAUGUCCUGACGAACGGAACACUAGAUUUAACCACCGGCGAUAUCACUCCUGAGAACAAGGGCCCAUCGAAUAGUAGUACGCUACUUCGGGGGGUAUUCAGCAGCCAAAACGUCAAUUCAACUGCCAAUACUACCGAGAACGCUGCGCGGCAUUUUUGGAACUUCCUCCAGGUUUGGCAAAGAGAUUUCGGCACAGUCCACAACAGUUCGGACAAAUCCGUUAGCAUCUGGACGGAAUCUUAUGGCGGACGAUAUGGGCCAAGCUUCGCAGCAUAUAUCCAGCAGCAAAACCAGCGUAUCGCAGGCGGGUCUCUCUCAGCAACCCCGAUUAACCUGACCACAGUGGGUAUUAUCAACGGCUGCAUAGAUCUCCUGACCCAGGAAGUAUCCGCCCCAGACUUUGCAUAUGAUAGAAAUGCAUAUGGAAUCCAAGGAUUAACUCGGCAGAACUACAGUGACUCCUUAAUUGCAUAUUCACAGAAGUGGGGCUGUCUAGACAGGAUCCAACUCUGCCACCAUCUUGCUGACACUCUCGAUCCAAAAAUGUACGGGAAUGUUACUCAAGUCAACGAGGCAUGCGAGAGUGCCAGCGAUUAUUGUCAGAACGAGGUCGAAGGGCCGUAUAUUUUCCGAAAUAAAUGGGCCUUCUAUGACAUUACCCACUGCUACUUGGAUCCAACCCCAGAGAACUUCUUUGUAGAGUAUUUAGCCACGAAGAAGGUCCGCGACGCGUUACAUGUCCCAGUGAACUAUACCGAUAUAUCAAACACAGUGGGCAAAGCGUUCAAUCUCACGGGGGACUACCCUCGGAAAGACACAAAAGGGUACCUUGAAGACAUUGGAGGGCUUCUUGACUCCGGAGUUCAGGUGGCAUUAAUAUUCGGCGACCGGGAUUUUGCCUGCAAUUGGAUAGGGGGCGAGCGCGCUAGCUUGGCAGUCAAUUAUGGGGAAUCUAGCAAGUUCCGGCAGGCUGGAUACACGAACAUCACCAGCGGGGGUUCACCAGUUGGCCAAGUCCGUCAACAAGGGCUGUUCUCAUUCUCCCGCAUCUUCCAGUCAGGACAUAUGGUUCCUGUUUACCAACCCCAAGCCGCGUACGACAUUCUCCACAGGGCCAUGCGGAAGAAAGAUAUUGCCACUGGGAAUAAACCAGCCACGGGUAAUUACCAUACCAACGGCACCUGGAACUCUACUGUUACUUUGAAGGUAGAGACUACGCCGUUGCCGACUUGCUAUUUACGAGGCAUGCCGUCGACCUGUGCGAAGAACCAGAUUGAUGCAGUGAGGAAUGGAACUGCCAAGAUCAGACACGGCAUCAUUGAAUCCCCCGGAUUCCCUAAGGGAGUUUGCCCCUAG
Messenger RNA from Aspergillus alliaceus, 1794 nucleotides. RefSeq names its product alpha/beta-hydrolase. Gene Ontology annotation, cellular component: fungal-type vacuole. The record is from RefSeq and is a predicted model, not a curated record. NCBI's taxonomy places the organism in Eukaryota, Fungi, Ascomycota, Eurotiomycetes, Eurotiales, Aspergillaceae. The coding region runs from base 1 to 1794 and encodes 597 amino acids. Gene Ontology annotation, biological process: proteolysis. Gene Ontology annotation, molecular function: serine-type carboxypeptidase activity. The transcript has 2 exons.